CUAGCCUGAACCCCAGCGCUUAGCGCACGAUGCGAGCGCCUAGAAUAGCAUCUCUGCACCACCACAUCCUCGAACCGACGACUCUCCAGUCAAUCACCUCUCUCCAAAUCCGCGAGCGCUUACUGUAGGUAUCAAUGACCUCAAAGCCCGCCAUCGUGGCGCCUCAGCGGUUGCCCAGACAGGGCGCCGACACGGCGGCUGGUGAAGAUGCCAAUACAUAUUGUCAGCCUACCAUCCCCCGCUUGUUGUUUCUUGGAUACAUCAACAAAAUCUCAUGAGACUGGCGACGCGUUACGAAUUUCCUUGAGUUUCUCUCCUUCAAUUUCCUUGUUCAUCUCGCUGCAGGUUCAGCGCUUCUUUGCACCAUCCCUCAUGUCUAGAUUCCUUAAUACUGUACAAUUAUGCUUAUGAGCCAUUUCCAAAGGCUAUGGAUCUCCUCAGUCUUUAUAAUAUUAACUUCGCCGAUGCUUGCGGCUCCUACUGUCGCUUCUACACCAAGCUCGCUCCCACAGGCGCUCCAACAAAACGUACCUCUUUGUGCACAGCAAUGUUUACAGGCUUCGCUGGACGAAAGAUUCCCUGUAGCAUGUUCUGGUCAGGAAAACCUCCAAUGUCUUUGUUCUCGUUAUAGUAAUGUUGGAGAGUCUUUGGGCGAAGUGGCUCUGGGCUGCAUAUACCUAUCGUGCCCAAUGGAGGAUACUCAAUCAUCACUCAGUUCGGCGUACGGAAUCUGUCUUGGACAGAAGGAUGCAGUUAUGCCGACGAAGAGUGUGCUUACCUACGUCGUCACUAGUGCGACUCACACCAUGUCUCCGUCCUCAAUCCAACCGACGGCAACGAAUACACCGAAGAUGACAUCUACUUUGCGGAUCCGAGAAAGCUCUACACAGUCCGCUUUCGCCGAUACCGUCCCAUCAAUACCAUCUGCCACAUCAUCGGCAACAUCUACAUCGGUCCCAGUCACUGUGGCAGCAGGAGCUCCUCCUAGAAUGACACCCGCACAGAUUGCCGGACUAUCAGUGGCCGCAGUGGCAGCUUUCGUCAUGGCCAUUGGACUCAUGGCGCUAAGUGUGUGCUUGCGCAGGCGAAAAGAGCGACGGGUGGUUUUCGAUACAGACGAAAAGGGCAAGCAGCUUUCUACACGCUUCUCGCACUAUGUCCCAGUAGAGAAUGUUCUUGAGUCACCAAAGCAAUUUCCUCUGGUGCCCCCACGAGCUCUUCGCAGAGGCAGCAAGCAACAUCCAGCACGUCCAGCGCAGCGUCUGGGCGUAGGGACUUCCAACAGUUCUUCGAACUCCUCAUUGCCGCUCGACCAGAUAGGUCUAGCCAUCAGCGCCGAGCUGGAUGGAAAACCAUUGGUACCUAACAACGCCUCAAAAGCCCCAAUUGCACAUCAACGAGCGCCUACCACAACUCAGGCACCCCUUAGGCCUGUGAGUACGAUAACUCAGGAGACAGUCUUCGAAGAGGACGAGACUUCAUCGCACCGAAGAUCUUCAAUGCUAUUGCCCACGCCUCCGGUCCCAAUUCCCCCUAUCCGUGCUCUACAGCCCUCCAGGCCUAUGCCAAACUUUACUGCCAACAAUCGUCCAACCGGCCGCCGAUCCGAGCUGUUUAUCGAUAUUCCUGUCCGCCAUGAGAGACCUCAGCCAAAGCGCAUUGUGGCGGGAGGGGUAGCCUCACAUGGCUCACCACAGCCACCUCGUCCCGAGCACGCAAUACGCCCACGCCUGGCGCCGCCCUUCCAGAUGGCCUCUACGGCCACCUCUUAUGAAUCCAAGGCUACGACUGCUAGCUCACGAGAUGCGAGCACGUCUGGGGAUAUCAUCGACUACUACUUUUCCAGUCAUCAGAGCCGAGAGCCAACACCCAAAGCCAGCCCAGCGCGUGUCAUCCGACCAACAGAGUCACCAAAAACUGUGCAGAUCAAGCCCAAGAAGUCACACAGCAGCACAUUGUCACGCUCUACCUCGCGUAAUUCCACAAACUUGCGCGACUCUCUGGCAAGUCAAACAUCUUUCGAGACAACGAACGGCAAUGAGUCGACGCCUGAAGACGAGGACGAGGACAAGCAGCUAUCUGAUGAGAGCGCUAGCAACAAACAACAGCUAUCUCCUGUAGCUGAGUCACCAAUCUCCAAGCUUCGAUACCCAAAGGUGCCGCGGGCGUCGAAUCAGCUUGUGCCGCGUAGUCCAAAGAGCUCACCACAGCAGCAGAACUUCAGAAGUCCACGCAGAGGUCCAGAUCCAUCGAUGCUUCUUCAGAAACGCAACAAUGCUCUCCCUCCGCUCUUACUAGAGUCUCGACCUAGAUUGAACAGUCCUCAUCGAGACCCCUUCACGUCCCCACCGCGCGUCACUAGUCCCCCGCGCAAAGUUCGUUCUCAUGUGCGCAGCAAUAGCACUGAGUCGUGGAGUACGACACCUGCGUCGAAAACGGGUAUCGAUCGGAAGAGUCGCGUGCAAAGCGGCACAUGGGGUAGAAGCCCAGUCAUGUAUGAAGAAGAUUUUGUAAAGCCGUUGAAUGUGAGAAGGAAGAGAGACGAGAUGUCUGAGUUGAACAUCGGCAGAGAUGUGGAUGUGGACUUUGACCGGGAUGGGUUGAAGAGUCCGGUGUGGGUGCCCCGACUAACGCCGAGAAAGAAGGGUGAGGAUUUAUUCCUGGAGGUAGGGUGGGGUGAUGGGGUGCGAAGAUGAUGUUCAAUUCUUGACUACAUAAACCUUUUCUUGUGUAUAGAUUUUCUUAAUGGAGGAAAGGGACGGCAGGAAGGGUGGAGGAACCAGACACGACUGUCAUUCUCAUUGCAUGUUGUAUAGUACGAGAUAGAUACCCACAGCGCUCAUUUGUUUGUUUACGUAGGUUGAAAAUGUAAAUGGAGAU
Messenger RNA from Alternaria alternata, 2880 nucleotides. RefSeq lists its product as hypothetical. Lineage: Eukaryota; Fungi; Ascomycota; Dothideomycetes; Pleosporales; Pleosporaceae. The record is from RefSeq and is a predicted model, not a curated record. Bases 402 to 2696 code for a protein of 764 amino acids. The transcript is spliced from 2 exons.